AUGGCAGAUCUCAAGAUUACUGAAAAGACAACGUUGGCCUACCAGAAGUUCAUGGCGGAGGCUGACAAGCAUGUGCAGAAGAUGCGACAAAGUUGGCAAAUGGAGGAAUUCCACGAGAAGUGUCGAAAUGAGUACGAGAAGCUCUUCGGCCGGGUCGGCCUUCGACCUCUGGAGAACAUCCGAGGUGGCAAGCCGAAGCCGCGGUACCUGAUAGAUCGCGAUGAGGUUUGGGUCAUCUACAAGCCGCCCCUGUGGCAGAUGGGGGGCUCACCGGACACCUGGAAUCCACAGUUGAGGAAAGAGUUCCUCCCAUGCAAAACGAAGCAGGAAGCAUUGCAAAAGAUUUGGGAACACAAGAAAAGCUGCUUACAGAUGUGGCACGGACUGGCCUGUGGCACCCAAUGGGUCGGAGAAGAUGAUGGCAAAAUCGACCCACAGGCCCGGCAGAUCAAAGAUUGGGGAUUUAUCCAGCGCUUGGACCUUGAGACAGAUGGGCCAGUCAUCGUUGCCAAGACGUGGAGGGCGCAACGAUUCCUGCAGGUUCAGCUGAAGGAGCACAUCUUCAGCAAGGCCUAUAUCUGCCUCGUCCACGGAAAGGUCGAGAACCGAACUCAGUACGUAGAGGCCAAGUUUGCAGAGCUUGGUGGUGGAAGAGAAUCGGCAAUCAUGGUGAAACACGACAAAGUUCACGAUCCCUUCUUCACCAAGCAGCAGCAAGGCUGGUGGAAAGGCCGAGACGUGAGGAUGGCCAAGACCUUCUUCAAGCCCCUUGCGUACUACCGAAAAGAGUCCGACGGUUCGGAGUAUUCUUUGGUCUACGUCAACAUCCUCAGCGGAAUCACCCAUCAGGUCCGCAUCACGAUGAGAAGUGUUGGGCAUCCCUUGGUCUCCGAUGACCGCUACCUUCCAACGAACGUUGCCGUAGAAGAUGCCGACUGGUGCCCCAGAAACUUCCUGGUGGAAGUGCGAUCGGACUGGUUCGACAUGUGUGGGCCGUAUCCAGACCGGAAGCGAAGGGCAUUCACCAGGAUCUCCGUAGAGAACCCUCUGCCAAAGCUUUUCCAAGAUGUCUUGGAAAAGAAGCUGAAGCUCACGGAGAAGCUGGACGCCGAAGCGGACCUUUUCUUGGGCUGCAAGUACUGGGCAUUGGGUGACGAGAUGCUUAUGGCAGACUUCCCCAAGGAUGCCGAGUAUCGCAAGAAGGUCAUGCGUUGGGGCAUUCGUCGAAAAAUUCAUCUUGAUGCUCUCGAUCGGAUGCUCCUUCUCAGCCGCGAGGAGAUCGACCGCAUCAUGACGGAGUACAAGCCCCCAGCGGAAGACGAGGCAAUCUGGGUGUGCCCCCUCUGCAUGAGCUUGAACCAGAAGGACAACUGGAACGACGGGUACCAUUGCAAGGGCUAUGUUGGGCAGAGUUGUCAUGGCACGUUGAAGAUGUCCGAGGACACAAAGCUGCCUCAUGGGUGGAGGGACUACCUCGCCGACCCGACUUUGCACAUGCUGAAGAAGGUGAACCUGGCCUGGCUGGAGGCCCGCAAGCACGCAAUCCAGAAGCGGCGUGCUGUUUGGUCCAAACCCCCCGAGGAGGAAGACGGAGAAGAACCCAGUCGCGAGCUAAUUGAAAAGCUUCAUGAGGUGCUCUACAAGGAUGCUGAAUCUGGCGGCUAUGGAAUCGAGCAGAAGGACCUUGCGCAGAAGGUGAAGGGUUUCGAGACGCUCCGAAUGCCCGUGAAGCUGCCGAAGGACUGUGAGGUUCGAAGAGUGCGGCUGCCUGGGCGUGGCAUCGGCUCGGCGUGGACAUACACACUGUCGGGCAAGGAACGGCUGAAGGCGGCCUCCAACUUUAGCUGCCAUCCCAAGUUCCUGAAAAAGCCAAUCCUCGUUGAAACUGACCGGUUUCCGCAGAAGAACGUCGCCCCCAAGGAAGAAGUUGAGGAGGUUGUUGAGGAGCCUUUGCCGGUGCCGCUGGAGUCCCGCAAGCACAAGAGAUCGGAAGACAAUGACUGGCAAGCAAGGCAGUGGGGCAGCGAUGCCGAAUCCAGGAAGCGAAAAGACAGAAGCGAGGCGCCAGAGGCCGCUACUGCCUACACGCCGCGAGAAGGACGACCUCGCAAAUGGCAGAGGAUUAUGAGGAGCGAUCGGACGGCCUACUACCUGGACGUAGACACCGGUGAGAUGCAAGACAACAUGCCGGCGGACUACCAGGAGCAACCACCUGUUUGGGAGCGCGUCGUUUCCAGAUCCAAUUCAAAUCAUGUCUACUACCACAACACAGACACAGGGGAGACACGCGUCGAACGUCCCGAGGGCGUCAAAAUCAAGAAUGAUGCUGAGGUGCGAUCCGCAGCCGCCGCAGCCCCUGCCUCCAGGCCGGCCGAGAAGGACGAAGAAGGCAUUCCAUGGGAACGUCACGAGGCAAAGUCGAAGCCAGGCUUCUUCUACUACUUCAACCCGCUGGACGGCACGCAGGAGAUCAAGCCGCCCGUCGUCAAAGCUCCGUGGCAGCUCCUGCGGUCCAAGUCGAUGUCAGGCCAGUACUAUUAUUUCAACCAGGUUACCGGCGAGAGCACAGAGAUACCCCCACGGUGUGCCCUGCCUCAGAAGGCCAUGCCUGGUCAACUGAGUCAACCUUCGCCUGCAAGGUCUACGGCUUCGGCCCCCCUGGAAAGCUCUCCAGCUGGCAGGCCUGGUGCUCUCGCAAGACCCAGCUCCAAGCCAAAUGUGGCCACCAGCCAGGAUGACCCGCUCCCGGACGGCUGGGAGCGUCUUCCAUCUACGCACUACAAAGACAAGUUCUACUACAGAAAGAUCGGCACCGAGGAGACGCAGUGGGAGAGACCCACAGUACCGCAUCCACCACGAGCUGACGGUCGGGAAUGGGAGAGAAGGGCAUCGACAAGCCAACCAGGCAAGUUUUACUGGUUCAACGCCCGCACCAACCAGACGCUCUGGGACGAGGGCUGA
Molecule: messenger RNA, 2961 nt
Organism: Symbiodinium sp. CCMP2592
Lineage: Eukaryota; Dinophyceae; Suessiales; Symbiodiniaceae
Source: the annotation of a GenBank genome assembly